Hippoglossus stenolepis (Pacific halibut) is the source of this 2160-nucleotide messenger RNA. It is a transcript of the gene spata1, whose product is annotated as spermatogenesis associated 1. The record is from RefSeq and is a predicted model, not a curated record. Lineage: Eukaryota; Metazoa; Chordata; Actinopteri; Pleuronectiformes; Pleuronectidae.
CUCACUGUGUUUGAUCACAGCAGAUUGUUACUAAGCAGUCAACGCCUUCAACAGGCAGGAAAAAAGAAAGAGGGGCCUCCUGCAGACACCCCCCCUCUCCAGGAGUUUUUUUCUCUGAGUGUUUUCUCCUGAUGCUGAGCCGCACCGAUGAUGGAGCUGUCGUGUGAGUCCAUCAGAUAUCCAGGGAACAGAAGACCGGUCAGUUGCAAGUUUGUGGAGCUCCAUGUGCUGUAUGUGCCAGACGACCAGUGGAACGUGAAGCUCAAUAAAGUACCAGCUGAAGCCAUAGAGAGCUUCAUAUCUGCAGGCUUCAUCAGGGUUUAUCCAGAUGUCACCCUGAGAAGUCUGAGGAGCGAGCUGGGCGCUCUGCUUGGCACCGAGAGGAGCAUCAACAAAUUCUCCUUCCUGAAAUGUGUGGGCCGCAGUCUUGCACUGGUUAAAAGCAAACAGGAGAGGGAUCUGAAAGUGAAAACAUUUGCUCCACCGUAUGCCCCGCAGCCGGAGCUCUACCUGCUGCCCACCGUGGAGAGCAGCAGCAGCACUUGUUCCCUCAGCCCGGACACCAGCAGCAUCUCCCCGGACCCCCCCACCUAUCACCACCCUCCCAAGACAUGCAGCCUGCCAACCAGGACAAAGGAGGCUGUUAAAUUCCCCCUCAUCCCGCAGUGUUCCCAUCAGCCACCUCCCACCCUAAGCCUGGAAGAACAGGAGGAGGAGGAUGAAGAGGAAGAGGAAGAAGAGGAGGAGGAGGAGGAGGAGGAGGAAGAGGAGCAGAGCUACAGUUCUUCAGAGGGAGAUGGAGAACAUGACGAGGAGGCUCUGUCUUCCAACAAGCCUGAGUGUACAGAGCAGUGUUGUCCCAGCAAGGCUCAGAGUCAAAGGGCACCGCAGCCGGUGUCACUGAGUAAAGUUUCACAGCGACGUGAAGCUGAUUCAGCUCAGGCCAAGGAGCCGCCAGAAAAAGAAGAAACCUGCAGGAGGAAGAAACAGUACCAGAGAAAAGUGGCCAGAGAUUCAGGAGUGGCAGAGUCGCUGGAGGACGGAGAUUCAGGCUUCUCGUUCACAGACGGGUACGAUGUGACCAGCACGAUUCUGCAUCCUGCUGUGUCGUCUUGGCCCGUCCACUGCUCCUCUCCGCCUCCAGGCCUGCACAUGGCCUUGUUGACCCAUAAACCUGCUGCUCCCCCAGUCUUCCAGACAAACAGAGAGGAGCUGAUCGAGGAGAUCAAGCUGGUGAGGGAGGAGAGGAGGCAGCUGGAGUGGACGAGGCAGGAGCUGCUGAGAAAGGGCAAAGAUUUACUGGCCCAGAACAGACACAGGAGGAACCAAGCCCGGGACAGUUGGAAAAAGAAAUAUUUUGAAACCAAGAAGGCCACAGCGCCACUGGAGGACAGCCUGAGAAAGUUACGACAGGAGCUGGAGACAUUUUACAACAAACUCUUGCACCAGCUCCAAGCCAGAGAUAACAGAGGGAAGCCGAGACGACAAGGCAGGUCCUCCAUCAAGAAUGAGCUGAUCAUUCAGAUCAUGACAGAGAGUCACGAGAUUGACAACCUGAAGAGGAAUGUAGAAGAUGCCAAGAUGAAGCUGGUGACGGAGAUAAAGCUGAGGAAACAGGCUGCCACAGAGCUGAGGGCCCUGAAGGCCGAACUGGCCCAGAAGAAAAGUCAGUCGUCAUCUUGGCUUCGGAAAUACGACACGGGACAGACCACAAGUUCAAAACACCUCCAUCUGAUUCACUUCAUACAGGGAUGACACAUGCUGUCUGUGCUUCACUCUGCUGACACAGAUGGAUGUUGUUCAUUCGUUGUUCAUUCCAGGAGAGGGAUUUUUACAUGUUGAUUUUAUUUGUUCAUGCAGUUGUAUUUUCUAUUUGUUGACUGUUUCAUACCUGAGUUACAUCGUUCACUACAUUGUUAUUGUUGACUUAUCCUGUAAUUUAUCUCAGGUUAUUCAGCUUGUUGCUAAGGGAAAAUGUAUUUGUUUGGAACAUGUAGAACAUUUAGACCAACAAAGCAAUCAAGAGUUAAAAUCCUAUAUAAAAAGCAAUAAGAUUGAAAUAAGGAGUAAAAUAGCAAAUAAAGAACAAGAAAUAUAAGAGCUACAGUUCUGUGUCAGAGAUGAGAAAUUAUUUGAUUUAAUAAAAGACCGUGACAAACA